AUGUCUUACAACCCAAAUUCCUUCCCUCCCCCACCAGGGUCUGGAUACCAGCAAUAUCCGCCGCCUCCGAGAGGAGGAGAGUAUGAGCAGUCGCACCACGGUCACGGCUCAUCCUCAUACCAGAAUACCUCUGGAGGAUACCUGCCUCCCCGCGAAGACCAGUACUCUUAUUCUCCCAAUUCUUCCGGAAUGCAGGUGACAGAGUACAAUAGCGGCCAUGGCCGCGAGCGUCGCAACUCUGGACCCCUGGCAGCCUCCCAAUAUCGUGGAAGUGGCGAUAAUUACUACGAGCAGUCAUACUACGACCGCCCGAGUUCUCGAGGAUCCAGAGGCUCAAGAAGAGAAAGAGGUUAUUCCCGGGACAGAGAAUCUUCCAGAGAUCGGUCCAGAGACCGGUCAGGGGAGCGUGGAGAGAAGAAGAGCCAUGAAAAGGGAAAAGCAGUUGGGGCAACGUUGCUUGGCGGUGCCGUUGGUGGAUGUAAGUCUCCAAACCAUUCAUGUCAGCCAAAUGCUUACCAUCCGACCUUGUAG
Molecule: messenger RNA, 531 nt
Organism: Exophiala mesophila
Lineage: Eukaryota; Fungi; Ascomycota; Eurotiomycetes; Chaetothyriales; Herpotrichiellaceae
Exons: 2
Coding region: 1-531 (176 amino acids)
Source: RefSeq, a predicted model, not a curated record